ACCAUUCACUACUAUACUAUACCAUACUAGUUUGCAACAAAGUGUAGCAUUGAGAGUGUGUGUGUGAUAGACAAAAACAAUGGCGAAUUCACUGCAAGCAGCGGCUACGCUCAUGCAACCGGCCAUGGUCGGCCGGAGCAGCCUGCAGCUACGGUCCUCUCAGAGUGUUUCCAAGGCCUUCGGCUUGGACACGGCUGGUGCCAGGCUGACUUGCUCUCUGCAGUCCGAUCUCAAGGACCUGUCUCAGAAGUGUGCCGAUGCUGCCAAAGUUGCGGGCUUUGCUCUCGCCACUUCUGCCCUCCUUGUCUCGGGAGCCAGUGCUGAAGGAGUUCCAAAAAGGCUGACCUAUGAUGAAAUCCAGAGCAAGACAUACCUAGAAGUAAAAGGAAGUGGAACUGCUAACCAGUGCCCAACCAUUGAAGGUGGAGUUGACAAAUUUGCAUUCAAACCCGGAAAAUACAACAUGAAGAAGUUCUGCUUGGAACCCACAUCUUUUACGGUUAAGGCCGAGGGUGUGAGCAAGAAUUCCGCACCUGAGUUCCAAAAAACCAAGCUCAUGACACGCUUGACCUACACACUUGAUGAGAUCGAGGGUCCCUUCGAUGUAUCUCCAGAUGGCACAGUCAAGUUCGAGGAGAAAGAUGGAAUUGACUACGCCGCUGUCACUGUUCAGCUGCCUGGUGGUGAGCGCGUGCCCUUCCUCUUCACCAUCAAGCAGCUGGUGGCGUCUGGCAAGCCAGAGAGCUUUGGGGGAGAGUAUCUUGUACCAUCAUACCGGGGUUCAUCUUUCUUGGACCCAAAGGGUAGGGGUGGUUCUACUGGUUAUGACAACGCGGUUGCACUACCGGCUGGAGGAAGAGGAGACGAGGAGGAACUUGUUAAGGAGAAUAUAAAGAACACUGCAUCAUCGACAGGGAAAAUCACUCUAAGCGUUACCGGUAGCAAGCCUGACAGUGGAGAAAUAAUCGGAGUAUUCGAGAGCAUUCAGCCUUCUGAUACUGAUUUGGGAGCAAAGACUCCAAAGGAUGUAAAGAUCCAAGGUAUCUGGUAUGCUCAACUUGAGUGAUUGGGCAUUUAUCAGCAUUGAUGUACUUAUUCUUGGUUUAGAUUUUGUUAUAAGUUUAAGUCAUCGUGGUGAACUUUCCUGUAAUCCUAUGGGAGAAGCAGCAAGACUACUAUCUUGCUUGUAUAUCGUCAUGGCUUCUAAUGAUAAUGUUUUUGAGCUUUUUCAA
Molecule: messenger RNA, 1232 nt
Organism: Cornus florida
Lineage: Eukaryota; Viridiplantae; Streptophyta; Magnoliopsida; Cornales; Cornaceae
Product: oxygen-evolving enhancer protein 1, chloroplastic
Exons: 2
Coding region: 80-1066 (328 amino acids)
Biological process (GO): photosystem II stabilization; photosystem II assembly
Cellular component (GO): photosystem II oxygen evolving complex
Molecular function (GO): oxygen evolving activity
Source: RefSeq, a predicted model, not a curated record